AAUCAAACAAAAUGACAGUCGUAGUUCAUCACUUAAAUAAUUCACGUUCUCAACGUAUUUUAUGGCUUUUGGAAGAGUUAGAGGUUCCAUAUACCAUUGAACAUUAUGAACGUUUACCAACCAAACAAGCUCCUCCUUCUUUACGCAAAGUUCAUCCAUUAGGAAAAAGUCCAGUGAUCACAGAUGGAGAUGUUACCGUUGCUGAAUCUGGUGCAAUCGUAGAAUACAUCAUUCGCACUUACGGUAAAGGUCGUGCUGAACCAAAUGAGCAAAAUUGGUUAGCCAACACUCAAUGGAGUCACUAUGCUGAAGGCUCCCUUAUGCCAUUGAUGGUCAACAAGCUCAUCUUCAGCCUCGUCCCUGGCCAAGCUCCCUUCUUGAUCAGACCUUUGGUAUCUUCAAUCUUUUCAGCAUUAACAACAAAAAUGUUAGAUCCACAAUUGAAAAAUCAUGUUGAAUAUAUCACCGAAGGUCUCAAGAAACAAUCUCCAAAUGGUGAAUUCGCUUGGUUUGCAGGAGGUGAUAAAGAUGGUAAUCCAACUUCGGCAGAUUAUCAAAUGCUUUUUCCGCUCGAAGCUGCCUCUGCUGGUCGUAUAGAAGUUCCUGAAACGAUCAAGAAAUGGGUCGAGACUGUUCAUGCCAGACCAGCAUACCAACGUGCUUUGGAGAAAGGUGGAACAUAUGCCUAUGCAUAAAGGUUCAACUGAAUACGUUGAAAUAAGCGAUACCC
Meira miltonrushii is the source of this 730-nucleotide messenger RNA. RefSeq names its product thioredoxin-like protein. The record is from RefSeq and is a predicted model, not a curated record. Bases 12 to 695 code for a protein of 227 amino acids. The transcript is spliced from 2 exons. NCBI's taxonomy places the organism in Eukaryota, Fungi, Basidiomycota, Exobasidiomycetes, Exobasidiales, Brachybasidiaceae.